Messenger RNA from Tarenaya hassleriana, 883 nucleotides. RefSeq lists its product as uncharacterized. NCBI's taxonomy places the organism in Eukaryota, Viridiplantae, Streptophyta, Magnoliopsida, Brassicales, Cleomaceae. The record is from RefSeq and is a predicted model, not a curated record. The transcript has a single exon. The coding region runs from base 20 to 607 and encodes 195 amino acids.
AGAAGAAGAAGAAGGGAAGAUGGUGUUUAGAAGCUCCAUAACCAACACAAGAAGGUUCUUCCAAAAAACCCUAGAAAACUUCAAGUCAUUCUUCUCCAAUGGCUACCAAAAACUACCCAAAAGCCCUAACGACACCUCCAUUACUACUAAACCAUGCAAAGACCUCACAUUCUACAACAACAACAGCAAAGCCCAUAACCCAAACAUCAUCAUCCCAUCAUCACCAUCACCGCCAUCAUCAUCAUCGUCAUUGCGCAAUAAGCAGCUUCUUGCAAAACCCAGAACUCCUGCAACUCCCAAGCAACAGGGAAGACCAGACCAUGAACAGAAAACACUCUACUCCAAACCCAAGAUUCAGAUCGUUCGAGAGAAGCUGAAGGAGUUAGAGACAGUGAUCGGUGUAAUGACCGAUACAGAUCAUGUUUCAGAUGUUCAAGAGUUUCUGCAUUACUAUUCUCGUCUGCGUUGUCCUGCUUAUAUCGAUAUCGUCGAACAGUUCUUCAUGGAGAUGUACUCUGAGUUCUUCUUGGUCCCCCAGCUCGAGCCGCCGAUAACCGCCGUCCAUUCACGGCGGAGGAAGACGGUGGUUGGAUCGAGCCGCCGUUAAAAACUCUAAUUGCGAGUUUAGUUCUGUGUAACGACUCUCUCUCAUGAUUGAUUAGUUUUUCUUGCUGAUUAGAGAGUUUGACAUGGUCGUGUUUUAACCAAAAAAAAAAAAAAAAAGACAUGGUCGUGUUUGAUGGUUUGUUCUUGAGAUUCUUAGGGAGUUCAUGUCUGAAAAUUUUAUUUGGCCUUGUCGGUUUCGUGUGAUUGUGUUAAUGUUUCAUUGUCAUUUGUUCAAUGAAUUAACUAAUAAUGAAAUCCGAGAUUUCUCCUUGCAGAA